Phaeoacremonium minimum UCRPA7 is the source of this 792-nucleotide messenger RNA. RefSeq names its product putative ubiquinone biosynthesis protein coq7 protein. Gene Ontology annotation, cellular component: mitochondrial inner membrane. The transcript has a single exon. Lineage: Eukaryota; Fungi; Ascomycota; Sordariomycetes; Togniniales; Togniniaceae. Gene Ontology annotation, biological process: ubiquinone biosynthetic process. The record is from RefSeq and is a predicted model, not a curated record. The coding region runs from base 1 to 792 and encodes 263 amino acids. Gene Ontology annotation, molecular function: 3-demethoxyubiquinol 3-hydroxylase activity.
AUGCCUCCUCCAAACGCACUGCUGCGCUCCGCCCAGCGCGUGCGGGUAUCACAAGUGCACAUCCACGACUUCCUCGCUCCAGCGCUCUUCACCCCGAGCUCCCGGCGCCUGCUGUCUAGCACCCCGCCGACACUCGCAACGCCGACAGACAUCCCCUCUUCCCCGAACGGCGAUGGCCACGCCUCCUCAUCCAGCGCGCCGCCCAGGGGCAAGCUCAAACCCCUCACUAAAGAGCAGCGAGACUUCCUCUCAGCCGCCCUGCGCGUCAACCAGGCUGGCGAGCUAGCCGCGACGCUCAUCUACACGGCGCAGACGCCGCCCAUCAUCGCGCGGCACCCGCACCUGCGGCCGCUGAUGAAGCACAUGUACGACCAGGAGGUCGGGCACUUCGACACGUUCAACGCGCUGAUUGCGAAGCACCGCGUACGGCCGACAGCCCUCUACCCGCUGUGGUCGGUCAUGUCGUACGGGCUAGGCUGGUCCACGGCCGUCAUGGGCCGCGAGGCGGCCAUGGCGUGCACGGAGGCGGUCGAGACGGAGAUCGGCGACCACUACAACUCGCAGAUCCGGACGCUGCUGGAGAUGGUCAGCCAGUGGGAGGCGGAGGGCUACGAGGUCGGCGAGGAGCUGCGGACGCUCAUCAAUACUCUUAGAAGGAUUCGGGAUGAGGAGCUCGAGCACUUGGAUCACGCCGUGGAGAACGAUGCUAAGAAGGCGGAGCCGCAUUGGCUUCUAACAGGUAUCAUUAGGGCAGGCUGUCGAGGGGCGAUCUGGGUGAGCGAGAGGGUAUAG